AUUUCUCUCACACACUCUCUCCCGGCUAAUCCAAUAUAAUUCGUCAUGGAAACUCAAAAGAAAAGCAAGAGAAUCUUUGCUGAAAGGUACAAAUUGUUGCCUUUUAUAUUAUCGUCCCGGCAGCCUCAACGUUUUACUCGUUCUGCCGGGCAAUGGCUGCUCUGUUUCUUCUCUUCUCCUCUUCCCUCUACCUCUUGGCUUGUUUCCCAAGUUUCCCUUCUGUUUACGCUGACGCCGGUCGCCCCCAACCUUUUCAAACUCCCAUCAACCGAGAUCUUUACCAUUCCGGUACUGAUUUGAUUGAAAAGGUCGAGUCUUUGGUCCAUCGACACCCUGACAAACUCACUGUCGAAACCCUCAAAUCUGGAACCGGAGGCUAUAAUGCCGAUGUCACGGUUGUUACUUAUGGCCAGAGUGGGAACCAGAGUGAUGAUAAGUCCAAGAGCCGGAUCCUUCUUGAUUUUGGGCAGCAUUCACGAGAGCUUAUUACGUCAGAACUGGCUUUACGAAUUGUGUCAAUCUUAGGUGAAGAACAGUUUCUACCCGGAAUGGACCAUGAUUCCUUAAACCUUGAGAAUUUAGUUAUUAAGUUGGUACCAUUGGAGAAUUUGAAUGGCCGGAAGCUUGUCGAAGCAGGAAAACUUUGUGAAAGGAGAAAUGGGAGAGGAGUUGAUCUCAACCGGAAUUGGGGUGUUGAUUGGGGAAGGAAGGAGAAGGACUAUGAUCCAGCCGAAGAGUAUCCUGGAACUGCUCCUUUCAGCGAGCCUGAAACUAAAAUCAUUCGAGAAAUUGCCACAUCAUUUAAUCCUCACAUUUGGGUUAAUGUACACUCUGGGACGGAGGCACUAUUUAUGCCAUAUGACCACAAAAACAGUACCCCUGACGGGCUGCCAGGUCAGCGAAUGAGAGCAUUGACUGAAGAACUGAAUAUGGUUCAUUGUCACGGGCAUUGCAAGAUUGGUUCUGGUGGAACCUCAGUCGGGUAUCUGGCACACGGGACGGCAACAGAUUACAUGUACGAAGCUGUGAGAGUACCGAUGUCAUUCACCUUUGAGAUUUAUGCAGGUGAUAAAACGUUAAACGAAGACUGCUUUAAAAUGUUCAAUCCAGUAGACCAAACCACCUUCGAGAGGGUUUUGGAUCAAUGGUGUGCUACUCUUUUCGCACUUUUUAAGCUGGGACCGCGUGAGAUUGAUGUGCAUUCUACUAAGAUGGAAAAUAGUCUUGAUCAAGCUGACAAUCGGGUGGACGUCCAUUUGUGA
Messenger RNA from Hibiscus syriacus, 1262 nucleotides. RefSeq names its product zinc carboxypeptidase-like. Gene Ontology annotation, biological process: proteolysis. The record is from RefSeq and is a predicted model, not a curated record. Bases 153 to 1262 code for a protein of 369 amino acids. The transcript is spliced from 12 exons. NCBI's taxonomy places the organism in Eukaryota, Viridiplantae, Streptophyta, Magnoliopsida, Malvales, Malvaceae. Gene Ontology annotation, molecular function: metallocarboxypeptidase activity; zinc ion binding.